UACCAGUCGAGGCGACCAAUUUCGGCAUUGAGAACCAUGAUAGACUUAAAUGUCUCCUUUGUAUGCCACGUUUCCAGGUGCAAUUUGCUGCUAACUCUGAAAAUAAAAGGAAAAUAAAAAACCCGCCAAUUAAAUCAAUGGACAAGAUUGAAAAUUAAAAAACAGACAAUAAAAAAAAUACUUUUUUUCAAAAAUUACAAAUUGUUUAAAUUAGAAUCAAAGAUAAACAGAAAGGAAAAAGGAAAAGAAAAAGGCAGGGCGUUCAUUGUGCAGGUAGUCGCCGUCGUAGAGCAGAGGAGCUUGAGGCGGUGGCAGCGGCCUAGAGAGAGGCGGAGAUAGAGAGAACGGGAGAGAGAAGAUGAACAAUUGAACCGCCAAUCUUUAAAGAAAGAAAAAAAAAAAGAAGAAAACGGAUGCAAACCUCAAGGUUUCUUAUCCCAUUAGAUUCUCUCUCUCUCGGUCUCUUUUUUCUUCUCAUUGUUCGGAGAUCGUGUACAUUUUCCAUUUCGCCUCUCCCUAUAGCGUUUUCCGAUGAAUUCGUCUCUUUUCUCUGGAAAUUUUUAAUAUUUUCCAACACUUCCUCUUCGCAUUUUAAAUUUUUUGAAGAUUUUCCCUCAAAGGCAUCUCUUUCCAAUUUGGAUCCAAUAACAGCAGAAGAACCCAAAUCUAUCAGCUUUAUCAAACCAAAAUCAAGAAAAAUGCCAUUAAAAACUUUUAUUCGGGAAUUUGGAAACAUAUCAAAUAAAAGUCCAGCGAGGAAAGAUAACCAUAGGCGUGGACGAUCCCAUAUUGCACCAGAAGCUGCUUCUUCUUCUUCUUCUUCUUCUUCUUCUUCUUCUUCUACGUUAUCAUUAGCUGGUUCUUCAACUCAAAUCAUCGAGCAAGGGCAAUGGGCAAAUUUGCCUCCGGAAUUACUUUUAGAUAUAAUACAAAGAGUGGAAACAAAGGAAAAAUGUUGGCCGGGAAGGAGAGAUGUGGUUGCUUGUGCUUCCGUUUGUAAGUCAUGGAGGGAAAUUACUAAAGAAAUUGUUAAAACACCGGAGCAAUGUGGCUUCUUCACUUUCCCCAUAUCUUUAAAGCAGCCUGGACCAAGGGAUGCUCCCAUUCAAUGCUUUAUUAGGAGGGAAAGAGAAACUUCAACAUAUAGAUUGCAUCUGGGUCUCAGUCCUGCUUUGUCUGGUGAUUUGAGUAAACAGUUGUUGCUAGCAAAGAGAGUUAGAAGGGCUACCUGCACUGAUUUUAUGAUAUAUUUAAAGGGGGAUGAUUUCUCAAAAUCAAGCAACGAUUAUAUUGGAAAACUUAGGUCUAAUUUCCUGGGAUCCAAGUUAAACAUUUUCGAGAGCCAACCUCAAUAUGAUUCUACUGCACAAUCCACUCCUCGAUCACGUUGGAAAACUUACUUGAAGUCGGUGCCUCCGAAGGUCCCUACGAUUAGCUUGAACACUGCCAGUAUAUCUUAUGAGCUCAAUGUUCUUCGCACAAAAGGUCCAAGGAGAUUGAAGUGUAUUAUGUACUCGAUCCCAGUCUCCUCGCUCGAAGAAGGAGGAACUGCUCGAACACCAACAGCAUUCGCAAAUUGCCCUGAUGAGGAUCCUUCUCCACCGGUAGAUUCCAAAGGAAAGAAGCCACGCAUGGGAUUCAACUCAACUGUCUGUGGAAAGCCUCCAAAAUCAGUGCAAAGUACUGCAUUAGCUUUGAAAAAUAAAGCUCCUAGAUGGCAUGAACAGUUGCAGUGUUGGUGCCUAAAUUUUAAAGGACGAGUUACCGUGGCUUCUGUAAAGAAUUUCCAGUUGGUGGCCGCUGCAGAGCCGGGCCAUAACAUUGCAGUAGCAGAACAAGACAAAGUGAUCCUGCAAUUUGGGAAGAUUGGCAAGGACAUUUUCACCAUGGAUUAUCGUUACCCACUCUCUGCUUUCCAAGCCUUUGCAAUCUGCUUGAGCAGCUUCGGUACAAAACCGGUUUGUGAAUGACAGUCCCUCUUAUUCCCUCUCCGGAAGCACUUUAGCUUUUGCCAUUUUCAUCGGCAACCACUUCUGUUUCUCUGCACAUACUAAGUAAUGAAGGCUGUACACAUGUAUUCUAUGUUUUAGCAUCUAUCUAUUUUCAAACUGCAAGCUCCAGGCUCUCCCCCUGAGCAGGUUGCUUCAUACAGUCCACGACUUAUGUUUUAUGUCAUUCAAUAUACGAGGAAACUAUAUUUUAUGUUGCGUGGGUUGAUCUUGUAACCCUGAACCGUCCUUUUUGAUUGACUUUGAGUGAAAAGAUGCUCAUGAGUUUUCCUU
Gossypium arboreum is the source of this 2282-nucleotide messenger RNA. Its product is annotated as tubby-like F-box protein 6. The record is from RefSeq and is a predicted model, not a curated record. Gene Ontology annotation, molecular function: protein binding. The transcript has 5 exons. NCBI's taxonomy places the organism in Eukaryota, Viridiplantae, Streptophyta, Magnoliopsida, Malvales, Malvaceae. The coding region runs from base 414 to 1970 and encodes 518 amino acids.